Penicillium malachiteum is the source of this 861-nucleotide messenger RNA. Its product is annotated as putative short chain dehydrogenase. Gene Ontology annotation, molecular function: oxidoreductase activity, acting on NAD(P)H, oxygen as acceptor. The record is from RefSeq and is a predicted model, not a curated record. The coding region runs from base 1 to 861 and encodes 286 amino acids. Lineage: Eukaryota; Fungi; Ascomycota; Eurotiomycetes; Eurotiales; Aspergillaceae. The transcript has 3 exons. Gene Ontology annotation, cellular component: intracellular anatomical structure.
AUGUCGGUCUCCAUUGAAACCACCGAAAUUCCCACCGCCCCUAUGACCUCCCAGCCUGUUCUUCUGGGUCAGAAUGCCAGAAUGCCUGAAUUCAGUCUUGCUGGCAAGGUUGUACUGGUCUCCGGUGCUGGCCGCGGUCUUGGUUUGACUCAAACUGAGGCCCUCUUGGAAGCCGGUGCGAAGGUCUACGCUCUUGACCGUCUGGAGGAACCCGCCUCCGAGUUCGCUGAGAUCCAACAGCGUGCCAAGGAACUCGGAACAGAACUGCACUACCGCCGCAUCGAUGUGCGUGACACAGAGUUGCUCAACAGCGUGAUCGAGGACAUCGCCAAUACCGAAGGCCGUAUGGACGGUCUGGUUGCCGCCGCUGGUAUCCAACAGGAAACCCCUGCUCUGGAGUACUCCGCCAAGGACAGCAACACUAUGUUCGAGGUCAAUGUCACCGGUGUGUUCAUGACUUCUCAGGCCGUAGCCAAGCAAAUGAUUCGCUUUGGCAACGGUGGUAGCAUCGCCAUGAUCGCCUCUAUGAGUGGUACCAUUGCCAAUCGGGGUCUGAUUUGCCCCGCUUACAAUGCUAGCAAGGCAGCUGUCAUUCAACUGGGUCGUAACCUCGCCGCCGAGUGGGGUCAAUACAACAUUCGUGUUAACACCAUCUCUCCUGGCUACAUUGUUACUGCUAUGGUUGAGAAGCUGUUUAUCGACUUCCCUGAGCGUCGCGACCAGUGGCCUAAGGAGAACAUGCUCGGUCGUCUCUCCCGCCCCGAGGAAUACCGUGGUGCCGCAGUCUUCUUGCUGAGUGACGCUAGCAGCUUUAUGACUGGUAGCGACUUGCGCAUGGACGGUGGUCACGCUGCGUGGUAA